Drosophila simulans is the source of this 690-nucleotide messenger RNA. RefSeq names its product cyclin-dependent kinases regulatory subunit (gene Cks85A). Gene Ontology annotation, biological process: regulation of mitotic cell cycle. The transcript has 3 exons. Gene Ontology annotation, molecular function: cyclin-dependent protein serine/threonine kinase activator activity; histone binding; ubiquitin binding. NCBI's taxonomy places the organism in Eukaryota, Metazoa, Arthropoda, Insecta, Diptera, Drosophilidae. The record is from RefSeq and is a predicted model, not a curated record. Gene Ontology annotation, cellular component: cyclin-dependent protein kinase holoenzyme complex; SCF ubiquitin ligase complex. Bases 159 to 449 code for a protein of 96 amino acids.
GCUUUGCUUUUGAUAGAAUCGGACGCGUCGUGUUUCGCUGCGAUGUGAUUUCCGCGGGCGCGAAUGAUCUGUGCGGAUUAUAUAAGUUGAUAAAGGUUCACGUACCUUGUUGAAAAUCCUUCUCAACUGUCAGCCAACGGGUUUUCUGGCUUUUCGCAAUGCCGGCCGACCAAAUUCAAUACUCAGAGAAGUACUUCGACGACAAAUUUGAAUACAGGCAUGUUAUCCUGCCACCGGAUUUGGCCAAACAUGUGCCGAAGGCUCAUCUGAUGACCGAGACGGAGUGGCGCAACCUGGGCGUGCAGCAGAGCCCCGGCUGGGUGCACUACAUGGUCCACGCUCCGGAGCCUCAUGUGAUUCUAUUCCGACGCAAACGCAUUCCGGCGGAGGACGCUCCACAAGUGGCAGCCGCUAAUGCGGCUCAGGCCAUCGCGAAUCUCUGCGGUUAGGCGGAGGAUGCCAAGCCGCCAAGGAACGCUCUUCCAAGGACGCACUCGUCAAUGCUCACGCAGUAUUUCAUAAGUUAGCAUCAGACAGCCUGAUGUAAAAUUAGAAACCAUAGCUUUAGGGUUCAGCUGGCAAGUUCAAAGACACGAAACGAACUGAAGACAUCGUUUCUGUUAAUUUCAUUAUGUUUAUUUACCUAAAAUACAAAUCGAAGCGUACGCCCUGUGUACAGACAGUUUAAAA